Molecule: messenger RNA, 853 nt
Organism: Anthonomus grandis grandis
Lineage: Eukaryota; Metazoa; Arthropoda; Insecta; Coleoptera; Curculionidae
Product: venom allergen 5-like
Exons: 6
Coding region: 75-665 (196 amino acids)
Cellular component (GO): extracellular region
Source: RefSeq, a predicted model, not a curated record
GUGACUAAUUCCUCUAAUGCUUUUUUUUAUAUUUGACUUAUGUUUAAGUGUACUCUCGAUUUAUUUAGCCCAAAAUGAAAUUCAUCAUCGGGUCUCUCCUUAUAUUCUCCCAGCUCCUAUAUUUCUGCAACGGAAAAUGCAACGUGAUCGCUUCUGGAGUAAGCAAAGAGACCCAACGACAUAUAGUGACAUUACAUAACAAUUAUAGGCGUCAGCUUGCAAACGGCAAGGUCAAAGGUCAACCCAGAGCAAUUAAUCUAAAACGAAUCUCCUGGGAUGAAUCGCUUGCCAAGGAGGCUCAGAUUAUAGCGGAGACCUGUAAAUGGGGCCACGUGGACGUAAAGGACAAGAGAUUUGAUGUGGGGCAAAAUCUCGGUUUUGUGGUCAGUAAUAUACAAGAAGCUAACUGGACCCAGGUGAUUUCCUCAUGGUGGAACGAACAUAAGGGUUAUAAGUUUCCAAGGGAAUUUACUAUAAAAAAUGGACAUUAUAGACAAAUGGCUUGGGCAAAAACCCACUUAAUCGGAUGCGGAUUUGUCGCAUUCAAGGAAGACGAAGGCGAUUUUUCUACGAAAUAUUUCGUUUGUAAUUAUGGACCUGGUGGUAACGUUAUUGGGCAACCACCUUACAAGAAUGGUCAUUCUGGAUGCCAGAAAUUGUGUUAAAUGUGUGUAAUCAGAAGUAUUAAAGAAUUUGUAUUAAUUUUUAGUAGAAAGGAUGUCAGGUUGAGUUUGGGUUGGACAUUUCCUUAAAGUCAAAAUAUUUUUUUAAAGUUUAAGCCUUUUCAUAGAAUAGAUUUUCAUGAGUCAAUGGAUUUUUUCAACUGCCUGGAAGAAAUAAAUAAUUACCCCAA